Elephantulus edwardii (Cape elephant shrew) is the source of this 2193-nucleotide messenger RNA. RefSeq names its product NHL repeat containing 2 (gene NHLRC2). The record is from RefSeq and is a predicted model, not a curated record. The transcript has 11 exons. Gene Ontology annotation, molecular function: protein binding. NCBI's taxonomy places the organism in Eukaryota, Metazoa, Chordata, Mammalia, Macroscelidea, Macroscelididae.
AUGGCGGCGCCCGGCGGCCGCAGCUGCAGCCUCGCGGGGCUGCUCCCGGCCCAGACCUCGCUGGAGUAGGUGCUGCUGGACGCCGCCACCCGGCAGGAGAAGGACAGCCUGGUCUACCAGUAUCUGCAGAAAGUGGACGGCUGGGAGCAGGACUUGUCGGUGCCCGAGUUUCCGGAAGGAUUAGAAUGGCUGAACACAGAAGGACCUAUUUCUGUCUACAAAGAUCUAUGUGGAAAAGUGGUCGUCCUUGAUUUCUUCACCUACUGCUGCAUAAACUGUAUUCACCUGUUGCCUGAUCUCCACCAAUUAGAACAUAAAUAUUCUGAUAAAGAUGGUCUGCUGGUGAUUGGUGUUCACUCGGCUAAGUUUCCAAAUGAGAAAGUCCUGGAGAGCAUUAAGAGUGCUGUUCUUCGGUACGAUAUCACGCACCCGGUGGUGAAUGACGCAGAUGCCAGCCUUUGGCAAGAACUGGAAGUUUCCUGCUGGCCAACUCUGGUCAUCCUGGGACCCCGUGGAAAUAUGUUGUUUUCUUUGAUGGGAGAGGGACACAAAGAGAAUUUAUUUUUGUACACUUCAAUAGCACUACAGUAUUACAAAGAUCGGGGGCAGAUUAAAGACACAAGAAUUGGCUUAAAACUCUACAAAGAUUCUUUGUCACCUUCACCAUUGCUGUUUCCUGGCAAAGUAAUAGUAGACCAUGCUACUGAAAGAUUAGUCAUAGCAGACUCUGGACAUCAUAGAAUUUUGGUUGUCUCGAAGAAUGGACAGAUUCAACACAGCAUUGGAGGACCUAACCCUGGAAGGAAAGAUGGAACAUUCUCAGAGUCAACUUUUAAUUCGCCACAGGGUAUAGCCAUAAUGAAUACUACGAUCUAUGUGGCAGAUACUGAAAAUCACCUCAUAAGAAAGAUUGACCUCGAAGCUGAAGCCGUGAGCACUGUGGCUGGUGUUGGAGUCCAAGGAACUGAUAAAGAAGGUGGAGCCAAAGGCCAGCAGCAGCCCAUUAGCUCCCCGUGGGACUUAGUUUUAGGAACAUCAACUUCAGAGGUUCAGAGAAAUGAUAUUCUAUGGAUCGCCAUGGCAGGGAUUCAUCAGAUAUGGGCCCUCCUUUUGGACAGUGGCAAACUACCCAAGAAAAAUGAGUUAAAAAAAGGGACAUGCCUUCGCUUUGCUGGAAGCGGGAAUGAAGAGAAUCGGAACAAUGCAUAUCCUCACAAGGCAGGUUUUGCCCAGCCGUCAGGCCUCUCCCUGGCCUCCGAGGAGCCCUGGAACUGCCUGUUUGUAGCAGAUAGCGAGAGCAGUACUGUGAGAACCGUCUCGCUGAAGGAUGGAGCAGUGAAGCACCUCGUCGGAGGCGAAAGAGACCCCAUGAAUUUAUUUGCUUUUGGUGAUAUCGAUGGAGUAGGAAUCGACGCAAAGCUUCAGCACCCACUGGGAGUUACUUGGGACAAGAAGAGGAGUUUACUCUACGUGGCAGACUCCUAUAAUCACAAGAUUAAAGUUGUGGAUCCAAAAACCAAAAUGUGUUCAACAUUAGCAGGAACAGGAGAUGCAAGUAACAUAAUUGGUUCCAGUUUUACAGAAUCAACUUUUAAUGAACCAGGAGGCUUGUGUAUUGGAGAAAAUGGUCAGUUAUUAUAUGUAGCAGACACAAAUAAUCAUCAAAUUAAAGUGAUGGAUUUAGAAACAAAAACAAUUUCUGUGCUCCCUAUUGUCACUUCGGAAAAUGCUGUGGUAGAUGGUCCAGUCCAGCCUGACAAAUGGAAGACAUUACCCAAACUGCCUAAAUCUGCUCCACACAUCAGUCUUUCCCCAGUGACUGCUUCUCCAGGCCAGACUCUUCAGUUCCAGCUAGGAUUAGGCCUCCCGUCAGGAACUAAGCUAACUGAAGGAGUAUCCAGCUGCUGGUUUCUAACAGCCGAAGGUAAUGAAUGGCUUUUUCAAGGACAGACACCAUCUGGAGAAAUAGAAAGCAUUGCCAGUCAGCCAACCAUCUCCCUGCAGAUUCCUGGUGAUUGUUUAUCAGUUGAAGUCACUGUAUCUAUCCGCGUGUUUCUGUAUUACUGUAGUGCAGACAGCGGUGCCUGUAUGAUGAAGGGGAUUCUGUUCACUCAGCCUUUACGAAUAACUGAUGCACAGCAAGGCUGCCCAGCUCCAGUGCAGCUCCGUCAUGUGUUGUAGUAAGCCCCUACC